Messenger RNA from Hyaena hyaena (striped hyena), 1501 nucleotides. It is a transcript of the gene C5AR1, whose product is annotated as complement C5a receptor 1. The transcript is spliced from 2 exons. Lineage: Eukaryota; Metazoa; Chordata; Mammalia; Carnivora; Hyaenidae. Gene Ontology annotation, cellular component: plasma membrane. The record is from RefSeq and is a predicted model, not a curated record. Gene Ontology annotation, biological process: complement receptor mediated signaling pathway; chemotaxis; inflammatory response. Gene Ontology annotation, molecular function: G protein-coupled receptor activity; complement component C5a receptor activity. Bases 77 to 1132 code for a protein of 351 amino acids.
CUCCCUUGGGGUUUAAAAACCACGGUCUGUGGGCAGGAGGGACCUUUGAUCAGCGGGGAGCCCAGGAGACCUGAAUAUGGACCCCCUGAAUUACAGCGCCACUGAGUAUCCCCUAUAUGACUGGACUGGGGACCCCAACGUGCCGGUGGACCAGCCUUCGAGAACCUCCAGGCUGCCUCUUCCGGAGGUGUUUGCCCUGCUAAUCUACGUGGUGGUCUUCUUGGUGGGGGUCCCGGGCAACACCCUGGUGCUCUGGGUGACGGGCUUCGAGGUCCGGAGAAACAUCAACGCCAUCUGGUUUCUCAACCUGGCGGCGGCCGACCUCCUCUCCUGCCUGGCGCUGCCCAUCAUGUUCACCUCCGUCUUUCAGCAGGGCCACUGGCCCUUCGGCGACGUCGCCUGUCGCAUCCUGCCUUCUCUCAUCCUGCUCAACAUGUACGCCAGCAUCUUGCUCCUGGCCACCAUCAGCGGCGACCGCUUCAUGCUUGUGUUUAAUCCCGUCUGGUGCCAGAACUACCGGGGGCCCCACCUGGCCUGGGUGGCCUGCGGCGUGGCCUGGGUCGUGGCCCUGCUGCUGACCAUCCCCUCCUUCCUUUACCGCGCGGUCUACGUGGAGUACUUUCCGUUCAAGAUAAAGUGUGUCGUCAACUACGGCCAAAACAGGGUCCCCAUCGAGAGGGCGGUGGCCGUGAUCCGGCUGGUGGUGGGCUUCCUGUGGCCGUUGGUCAUGCUCGGAAUCUGUUACACGUUCCUCCUGAUUCGCACCUGGAGCCGCAGAGCCACGCGCUCCACCAAGACGCUCAAGGUGGUGGUGGCGGUGGUGACCAGCUUCUUUGUGCUCUGGCUACCCUACCAGGUGACAGGGAUGAUGCUGGCCUUGCUCCCCUGGGACUCAAAGAUCUUCAUAUUCGCGUCCAGUGUGGACGCCCUGUGCAUCGCCUUCGCGUACAUCAACUGCUGCAUAAACCCCAUCAUCUACGUGGCUGCUGCGCAAGGCUUCCACGCUCGCUUCCUCAAGUCCCUUCCCACCAGGCUCCGCAACGUGUUGACCGAGGAGUCCGUGUCCCGGGACAGUAAGAGCUACACCCUGUCCACGGCGGACACCCCGGCCCAGAAGAGCCAGGCGGUGUGAGGGGAGUGCUGCCGCCCGGCCCCCCCACUUCCCACCUGUCCAUUCUCUCUCUGCUCAUUCGCGGGGCCCAUGGAGCUGUCGUUUCCGCCAGCUGCCCUCCGUUCCCUCCGUCUCUCCCAGACGUGUCCUCCCUCGCUUUCAGGACUAACACGUCCCUCUAGGGAUCCCGUCCUUUCUUUCCACCCAAGGACUUUGGAAAAACCAGCAGAAACUCAUAAUACUGGGAGUCCCCUCUCCCCAAACGGCUCUCUGUCUGCGUGGGCAGAGAUUGUGACUAGAACACAUCCGCUGCAUAGAAGACAGACAGAGAGAAAUAUUUUAACCUUUGAAAAAUAGCGAGGGGCGCCUGGGUGGCUCAGUCAGUUGAGC